Molecule: messenger RNA, 642 nt
Organism: Nicotiana tabacum (common tobacco)
Lineage: Eukaryota; Viridiplantae; Streptophyta; Magnoliopsida; Solanales; Solanaceae
Source: RefSeq, a predicted model, not a curated record
AUGAGGGCUGUUUUUACUAUAUCGAAUUUGUCAAAACUUGAGUUUGUGGCACUUGACAUUUCUGGAAAGAAUUACCUAUUAUGGGUUCUCGAUGCUGAGAUUCACUUAGCCGCUAAAGGCCUUGGUAAUACCAUUACUCAUGGUAAUGAGGCAUCAAGCCAGGACAAAGCGAAGACCAUGAUUUUCCUUCGUCAUCAUUUGGAUGAAGGUUUGAAGGUUGAAUAUUUAACAGUGAAAGAUCCACUUGAAUUGUGGACCGGCCUAAAGGAAAGGUAUGAUCACCUUAAGGCUACGCAAUACCGUGAAAGGAAUUUUAAAAAGUAUUUUGAAUUGAUCUCAUGCCUUCUGGUGGCUGAGCAACGUAAUACUCUUUUGCUGAAAAUUCAUGAAGCCCGUCCCACAGGGUCAGCUCCGCUUUCUGAAGCGAAUAUGGUAGCUAGACGUGAUAAGUCUGAAAAAAAACAGAAUAAUAAUCAUGGCCAUAUGAAUGUACGUGAGCAUGGAACUGUUAAGGCAAGCGGGCCUUCAAACAAAAAUGAUGACAAUGCCGAGACAAAUCUUGCUUUAAAUGAUGAUGAUUUUCAAAGCCUUGAUGAUCUUACUCAUUUGGAAGUUGAAGACUUCUUUGGAGAUCAAAACUAA